GCCUCUUGUACUGGGUCAUACAGUCUGGCAAUGAUUACCUGUGUCAGAAGAUGUUACAGAAACAGGAACUGUCACAGGUACAUGUCGGUGAGGAACUAGCUUGUUGUAUCAGACUACGUGACACCAAAUCCUUCCUGUAUCUACGGCAGCAGCUGCUGGGUCUACAGAUGGGAGAUAUCACAUAUACACCAAACUAUACAGAUGCUGAUGGAAACUCUCUUCUUAUGAUGGCUGUGGACAGGAAUAAUGCCAACAUGGUCAACAUCUUACUGAAAGAUGAUGCAGAGUGUCUGAUCAAGAACAAAGUCGGAAAUUCUGCCCUCCAUCUGGCCUCGUUGAGGGGAUAUACAGAUGUUGCCAAGUUACUGCUUCCCCACAUGGAGGUCUGGAAGAAUCUGCCAGGACAGGACUUGAGAACACCAGUCAUGAUGGCUGCCCUGAAAGGUCUUGGUCAGCUGUAUGAGUAUCUGGCAGAUGAAGGGAAGUGUGAUCUGACUGGUGUUGAUGAUAACGGUGAUACUAUCCUACAUCUGGCAUGUCAGGGCGGUAGUGUCCAGAUUGUCAAAAAUCUGGUAUCCAGUAAGCUGUGUGACAUCAACCACAGAGGCCAGUAUGGAAAGACACCUCUGAUGAUUGCGGCAUGCAGAGGCCACAGAGAUGUGUUUCAGUUACUUCUAUCACAGAACUUUCAAAUCUCUCCUGCGGACUUCAGCAUGUCUGAGACACUCUCUUAUGGACAUGUUGGUGACUGCCUGAACAUGUCACAGUUUCUACGAGCAAGGGAACAUGGCCUGAAUAGGUUCAUGAUGACACAAAAGAAACAUUAUAUCUCAAAAUUGAAAUCACACCUAGAGGAGAAAGGAUCGAGCAUGUUACUUGUGGAUGUGAGUGGUCUGAGUCUGCUUCACACAGCAGCAGAAACAGGGAACCUGGAGCUGGCAGAGUUCCUCCUGUCAAAGGGCAAGGUCAACAUCAACACAAGGGAUGACAGCGGGAGGACUCAAGUGAUGUUAGCAGCAGCUGCAGGACAAAGAAUCAUGUUUGAGUUUCUAACUAAAAACCAGUGUGACUUGUCAUUAAAGGAUACAGAGUCACGUGGAGUUCUUCACUACGCCAGUCAAGGGGGAAACUUCGGCAUUGUACAGGGUGUGGGAUAUCAGGAUGUAAACGAGACAGACAUAUGUAAUAAAACCCCUGUGUCGAAUUGUGUAGAGAGAGGACAUAAACACAUUUUUGACACAUUGUUGAACACAGGAGGAGAUCUGUCAGUUUUAGACACUGACAAGAACACACUGCUACAUCUGGCAUCCAAGGGAGGUAACCAGGCUAUAGUGGAGCAUCUCCUGUCAUCAGGGAUGUUUGACAUAAAUGCUGUGAACAGAGACAGGAGAACACCCCUGCUGGUGGCAGCGUACAAUGGACACACAGACAUCUGUCAGCACCUGAUUGUUGCUGGAGCUGAUCUACACAGACAGGACUAUAAUGGGAAUGAUGUGGUACUUGUUGCUGCUCAGACAGGGAAUCUCCAGCUGGCUGAGUACGUUUUGUCUGUGAAGAAACGAGUUGACUUUGUACAGGACAAACAUGGGAAAACAGCAGCAACGUGGGCAGCGGAGAGGGGUGAUGCUGACAUGUUUUCUCUGAUGAGUAAAGGGUGUGAUCUCUCUGUGAAGGAUGACAAACAAAGCAGCAUCCUUCAUUUCGCUUGCAUAGGAGGUAAUGUAGAUAUAGUAGAAUCUAUUGUUGCACAAAACAAAGUCGACUUCAAUGGUAGAAACAGAUCUCAAGAGACACCAGUGAUGCUGGCAGCAUUGACGGGUCACAAGGCAGUGUUUGACCUACUUGUGAGUAAAGGAUGUGACCUGACAGUGAAGGAUUUGUGUGGUGACAACAUCCUUCAUAAGGCUUGUGAUGGAGGCAAUGUAGAGGUUGUAGAGUACAUUGUCUCUCAUAACAUAGUAGACAUCAACAGUACAGGUGAUGACAGGAGAACACCAGUGAUGUACGCAGUGUCAAAGGGACACAAGGCAGUGUUUGACCUACUUGUGAGUAAAGGAUGUGACCUGACCGUGAAGGAUAAGUAUGGUGACAACAUGCUUCAUAAGGCUUGUGAUGGAGGCAAUGUAGAGGUUGUAGAGUACAUUGUCUCACAUGACAUAGUUGACAUCAACAGUAGAGGUGAUGACAGGAAACCACCAGUGUUGGGGGCAGCGUUAAAUGACUGUACAUUUCCACGUAUGACAAAAAGUGUAUAUCCCGAGUUACUUUGUAUAUCUUGUGUUACGUUGUCUUUCCAUUGUAUAUCCAGUAUUACAUAG
Messenger RNA from Haliotis rufescens (red abalone), 2318 nucleotides. RefSeq names its product serine/threonine-protein phosphatase 6 regulatory ankyrin repeat subunit A-like. Gene Ontology annotation, molecular function: protein binding. The transcript has a single exon. The record is from RefSeq and is a predicted model, not a curated record. NCBI's taxonomy places the organism in Eukaryota, Metazoa, Mollusca, Gastropoda, Lepetellida, Haliotidae. The coding region runs from base 51 to 2318 and encodes 755 amino acids.